Messenger RNA from Fundulus heteroclitus (mummichog), 1916 nucleotides. RefSeq names its product homeobox D12a (gene hoxd12a). Gene Ontology annotation, molecular function: DNA-binding transcription factor activity, RNA polymerase II-specific; sequence-specific double-stranded DNA binding. Bases 68 to 823 code for a protein of 251 amino acids. Lineage: Eukaryota; Metazoa; Chordata; Actinopteri; Cyprinodontiformes; Fundulidae. The transcript has 2 exons. Gene Ontology annotation, biological process: regulation of DNA-templated transcription. The record is from RefSeq and is a predicted model, not a curated record.
UACCUGCCCUUUAUUCUUCGGGAGUUGCAAAAGGAGCUUGCAAAGCAAGCGGUUUGUGCAAAGCUCCAUGGAAAUGUGUGAACGGAAUCCCCUAAAUCCUGGCUAUGUUGGUUCUCUGCUGAAUUUCGCUGCCCCAGAAUCGCUCUACUUCUCCAACCUCCGCGGCAAUGGGGCCCACAUUCCGGGGCUGCAUCAGCUCCCUGCGUACGGCAGGAGGGAGGUGUGCGCGCACCCGUGGUCUCCAUCAAGUUCGUGUGCCGCGGCUCCUCCGACUCAGAGCCGCGCCUACGGAGGCUUCUGUCCGUCGCCUGGCGGCUCCACCGGCGGCCUCGUCAAGGCGCACCCGGAGGAGCGCGACGAGGCUCGGUGCUUUCGAAAGACGGAGGAGGCAGGCAGACCGGAAGAAGCUGCAUACGCGUCGGGACAGGGGAUCCGUGGGUUCUCAGAGUUGGAAACAGGGUCACACUGCUCUGAGACUCAGCUUAAUUCGCAUUCAUCAGCUCCUCUGAGCGGCACCAAACAGGAGCACAAACCCACGGAGGCACCAUCCAAUGACCCGUGCUCCAGGACCACAUUUGGACAAGCUGCCCCCUGGUGCUCCUCACACGUGAAAGCACGAAAGAAGAGGAAGCCUUACACGAAGCCCCAGCUCGCUGAACUUGAGAAUGAAUUUCUGCUCAACGAGUUCAUCAAUCGCCAGAGGCGAAAGGAACUGUCAGACAGACUCGCCCUGAGCGACCAGCAGGUGAAAAUCUGGUUCCAGAACCGCAGGAUGAAGAAGAAGCGCCUCAUGAUGCGCGAACACGCUUUCUCCUCGUACUGAUGUGACCUUUGGACUUGAUCCUGCGCCGGCUGAUGGGCAUUAAUUCCAGACAUGAUGUGUCGCCCAUCCUCUCUGCGACCUGUAUGUCUUCGCCGGUAUUAAUAAAUUGUACAUUUCGGUUUUAUUAUCCGGGGCCGUUGGAAGGUUUGUGGAGCGGAUUGCUAGAGCACAAAGCGCACAAUUGUCAAGCUGCAGACCGGAUGUUGUGAGGCUAUAUUCGCUCCUGUCUGCGGUCUGUCUGAGGCAACACAAGCACUUUGGUUCAGUUUAGGAAAGGACUGAAGGAAAGGAUUGUUUUAGGUUGAAUUGGGACUAUUCAUACUUCAUAACACUGAGUUUUACGCGGACAAAUUGUGUUUCGUUGGACCGAAUUGUUAAGCUGCAAAGAUGGCGUUUCUUGUCUUAUAGAGCGCAAAGCUCUUCUGGCUCAAAGUAAAUUAUAAUAGUGUAUAACACUUUCAGUAUAAGGCCCUUUUUAGGGGAAAAAUGUGUCUUAUUAUGACUCAUGUUGUUCCCUUGUAUAUAAUUACUGUUUUGUUAUAAGAUAUGUAGGUUGUUGUAAACUAAAUUGUGCUUGCAUGCCCCUGUUUCGCCAAAGCAAAAUUUCGAUCCGCCCGUUGAAUUCACUCUAAAUCUAUUUUGUAAUCUUACUUAUUUUUUUUAUUUUUUUACUUUCAUGUUUUAUUUGCGCUGCGCAAAUCUUCCGUUUGGGUGAAUACAUGUUCAAGUGAGCAACACAAGUGCAUGUGCAAGGUUUUGAAGGCGCUCAAUUAGACACACUUGUUUUUUUUUUUUUUUUUUUUUUUUUUUGUCUUAGGGGCAAUCAAUUGCAACAAAACAAUAGCUUUACUCUCAAUUUAUUGUCCACAUGGUUUUAGGAUUUAGUUGAUCACGUGUUGAAAGUUUUUGAGUGCGGAUUUGAGUAGUUUUUAGCACCAGAACGCAUGUAACUGUGGGGAACAAAACAGAAAGACGAAGAAAAAAGAAAAGAAAACGUGACUGCUCACCUUCACGGACAGUGGGAAGAAUGAGAUGAGACAGGAUACAACAUUACGAGAGAGGCAUCGGUAAAUAAACGUAAUUUUAAAAUGUU